AUGUUGAGUGCAGCGUUCAACAACACCAUCAAGCCACCUCCCCACGCCACCACCCCCACCCACCCCCAGCGUUCAACAACACCAUCAAGCCACCUCCCCACGCCACCACCCCCACCCACCCCCAGCGUUCAACAACACCAACAAGCCACCUCCCCACGCCACCACCCCCACCCACCCCCAGCGUUCAACAACACCAACAAGCCACCUCCCCACGCCACCACCCCCACCCACCCCCAGCGUUCAACAACACCAUCAAGCCACCUCCCCACGCCACCACCCCCACCCACCCCCAGCGUUCAACAACACCAUCAAGCCACCUCCCCACGCCACCACCCCCACCCACCCUCAGCGUGUCUCAGGACCAAGGUCACAGAGUUCAAGUACAGAGCGCGUGACGUCAUCAUCGCCAGUUCUGACGUCACAGGUUUCAAGUCGGCUCGGGAAACGGCUAUUUUUCAGAUAUUUCUCAGCCGCGUCAAUCAGUCAGCCAAUCGGUGGGCCAGUGAGACGAUGAAUAAUCGUGUCAGUGGAACAAUAGCAUCGUCCCAACGCUGUCUCAGGACCGAGGUCACAGAGUUUAAGUACAGAGAGUGUGACGUCAUCAUCGCCAGUUCUGACGUCACAGGUUUCAAAGUCGGCUGUAGGAGUCCAACCAGUGUCGAGAAGACUUUAGUGUAA
Messenger RNA from Haliotis rufescens (red abalone), 678 nucleotides. Its product is annotated as sulfated surface glycoprotein 185-like. Lineage: Eukaryota; Metazoa; Mollusca; Gastropoda; Lepetellida; Haliotidae. The transcript has 4 exons. The coding region runs from base 1 to 678 and encodes 225 amino acids. The record is from RefSeq and is a predicted model, not a curated record.